This is a messenger RNA of Aaosphaeria arxii CBS 175.79, 1062 nucleotides long. RefSeq lists its product as uncharacterized. NCBI's taxonomy places the organism in Eukaryota, Fungi, Ascomycota, Dothideomycetes, Pleosporales. The coding region runs from base 83 to 910 and encodes 275 amino acids. The transcript has a single exon. The record is from RefSeq and is a predicted model, not a curated record.
AACACCAUCUCUUCUCUAUAAACUCCACACCUUUCAAAGCACUUCGUUUGACAAGUGAUCUAUUGUACAUCUAUUUGCUGCGAUGCCUCUCUGUACGCUUCAUCUCAUCUCUUUAUACCAGGAUACUAAGUACCCCAUCCCUGGGUUCCUUGAGGCACUCUCACGAUCUGAUAUCACUCCACUUGUGGUAUCUCGAGUGAUUCGCUGGAUUAUCCUUCCAACCAAGCUCUCCACGGAUGCAUUACUUGCGCAAAACACACGAUGGGAUCUGCUAUUGAUUUUGUCCAGCACUUCGCCCCUCCCCCAGAGUGUCCUGAAGUUGGUGCAAAAUCAGUGGAGUGUAACUGCUGGUAUUCCAAAACGACUAUUGCAAGAUUUUGAGUCGAAGAAUCGACAAUUUUUACAUCCACCUCAUGGAAGCAUUCCAAAAUUAAGUGGCGCCUUGGAGCAGCCCCUCACAGCGGAGAGUGCACAAGGCCUGGAACUGUCUGCCGAGUUACGAUCUUGGAUCCAACGUUUUUCAACAAGUGGACCUGAAGGCAAGGGUGCUGUUUCCAUGUUGAAUCUUCUUUCGUUCAAGGAUGGUAUGAAACCAUCAUAUCUGGAGUACGGGAAAGCAUUUGCAGAGUCCAUUGGAUCCAAGCGCGGAGGAAACGCAAAGAUUGUCGGAACUGUGAUCAAUAUCAACGGCAAGGAAAAGAAAGAAGGUGAUGGAGAUUGGGAUGAGAUUGCAUUGGCUCAUUAUCCGAGUAUAUCACAUUUCGCAGACAUGUUGGCCAGUGAAGAUUACCAGAAGGUAAAUCAUCAGCAUCGAAUUCCCGCUCUGAGAGAUACAUUCAUCCUAUGUACGAGCGAGAUUGGAAUUGAAGAUUUGCUUGGCAAACAUGUCAAAGAUUCCAGCAGACUUUGAAUGCUUGCUCUAUGCUCUAUGUUCUGGCUACUACGUUAGCAAGGAAUGCAGUCAAGAUGGUUACUGCUUCAUUGAAACGUAGCAGCGGUGGCACUUUCCUUAGAUCAUCUCCGCACAUGUCGAUGCAUUGCUCCUUCUCGAAGAGUAUCAGU